GUCUCUUCCGCCCUCUGAAGUCGGGACUGCCUGAGAAGCUAUGAGGAGUCUCGUGCUCCUCCUGAGUCUACUUCUGACAGCAGCUCCGUUUGGCCUUCUGGGGGAGGAGACCCGCCAGGUGUCUCUGAAGGUCAUCUCUGACUGGCUGGACCCUUCCCAGAACCUGCUUCAUAUCCAGGCAGUGGGUGCCACUUCCACCCUGCACUAUGUGUGGAGCAGCCUGGGACCUCCAGCCGUGCUGCUGGUGGCCACCAACACCCCCAACAGCACCCUGAGUGUCAACUGGAGCCUCCUGAUUUCCUCUGAGCCUGACGGGGGCCUCAUGGUGCUCCCCAAGGAGAGCAUCCAAUUUUCUUCUGCCCUCGUCUUUACCAGGCUGUUUGAGUUUGACAGCACCAACACAUCCGAUGCGGCUGCCAAGCCUCCAGGAAAAUCAUAUCCCCCAUACUCCUUGGCUGAUUUCUCCUGGGACAACAUCACUGACUCAUUGGAUCCUGCCAGCCUGCGCGCCACAUUUCGAGGCCACCCCAUUCACGACCCCACUGGGGCUUUUGCCAAUGGCAGCCUGGCCUUCAGGGUUCAGGCCUUCUCCAGAUCUGGCCGACCAGCCCAACCCCCUCGCCUCCUGCACACAGCGGACACCUGCCAGCUAGAGGUGGACCUGGUUGGGGUCUCUCCCCGGGGAAACCGCUCCUUGUUUGGGCUGGAGGUAGCCACAUUGGGCCAUGGCCCUGACUGCCCCUCAGUGCACGAGCAGCGCUCCAUCGAUGAUGAAUAUGCACCUGCUGUCUUCCAGUUGGACCAGCUGCUAUGGGGCUCCCUCCCAUCAGGCUUCAUGCAGUGGCGACCAGUGGCUUUCUCCCAGAAGCAGGGGGGCCGGGAAUCAGCCAUGCCCUGCCAAGCUUCCCCUCUUUACCCCACCUUGGCAUACCUUCUCCCCCAGUCACCCAUUGUCCGAGCCUUCUUUGGGUCCCAGAACAACUUCUGUGCCUUCAAUCUGACAUUUGGGGCUUCCACAGGCCCUGGCUACUGGGACCAACACUACCUCAGCUGGUCCAUGCUCCUGGGUGUGGGCACCCCUCCAGUAGAUGCCUUGUCCUCGCUAGUCCUAGGCAUCGUGGCAGUGGCCCUGGGUGCUCCAGCGCUCAUGCUGCUGGCAGGAGGCGUGUUUCUGCUGCUGGGCCGCAAGUGGUACUCAGAAUACCAGCCUAUAAAUUGAGGCCUGCUCUCUAGAGGGAAGGACAUUACUGGACCUGCCUUGCUGGUCUGCAGGUUUGAGGGUCAGUAUUACCAGCCAGCUGCUCCCUUUUCCCAUCUUGCUUUUCUGCAGAACCUCAGAGACCAGCCUCAACUUCCUGCGGACCCAGGUGGGGCUUCCUUCAAACUUUGAGGAGGCACCAGGGACAGAGUGAUUGCUAGAGGGAGGGUCCCCUCGGCGUUGCCUCCCCGCCCCUCCACCCCCCAUUUCCCUUGAAUGGGACUCACAGGCCUAAAUGAGAGGCCUUCUGACUUGUCUGCUACCCUGGAGGGCAUGAAAUAGACUAAGUUUUUCCCCA
Balaenoptera ricei (Rice's whale) is the source of this 1556-nucleotide messenger RNA. It is a transcript of the gene GLMP, whose product is annotated as glycosylated lysosomal membrane protein. Bases 41 to 1219 code for a protein of 392 amino acids. NCBI's taxonomy places the organism in Eukaryota, Metazoa, Chordata, Mammalia, Artiodactyla, Balaenopteridae. The record is from RefSeq and is a predicted model, not a curated record. The transcript has 6 exons. Gene Ontology annotation, cellular component: lysosome.